This is a messenger RNA of Hyla sarda, 1429 nucleotides long. RefSeq names its product translocase of inner mitochondrial membrane 9 (gene TIMM9). The record is from RefSeq and is a predicted model, not a curated record. The transcript is spliced from 4 exons. NCBI's taxonomy places the organism in Eukaryota, Metazoa, Chordata, Amphibia, Anura, Hylidae. The coding region runs from base 304 to 573 and encodes 89 amino acids.
CCGGUUGUAAACCUAGCUGAACUUUAACAUUUGAACAUUCCAUAAAAGAAAAAGAAAAAAAGCAUAUAAGAAUUGCCCGAGUAACUAUAAAGGAGAAUCAUAGGGCGAUAGAACGAGUGACCUGAGAGAGAAUAUGAAUAUUUUAUUGCGUAUUUUAAUGAAGCGUCGUUCAUUAUCUGCGACGAAUCUGCAGUGCUGAAAUCGUUGCCGCCCCGCCCCCACGUGUUCCUCCUGCAAAAUCAAGGAGAUCGGAGUGGAGCUGUUGCGGGGGAGGAGGUGACUGAUUUAUAAAUUCCAGAAGAUAUGGCGGCUCAGAUCUCAGAAUCAGAUCAAAUAAAACAGUUUAAAGAAUUUCUUGGGACUUACAAUAAGCUGACAGAGAACUGCUUCCUGGAUUGUGUGAAAGACUUUACUACACGAGAGGUUAAGCCUGAAGAGAUUUCGUGCUCAGAGCACUGUCUACAGAAGUACCUAAAAAUGACACAAAGAAUAUCCAUGAGAUUUCAGGAGUACCACAUACAGCAGAAUGAGGCUUUGGCUGCUAAAGCAGGACUUCUGGGCCAGCCUCGAUAAGAGCCGAGUGCAGACCACUGUUCAAGGUCCUACCAGUCCAGCCAAAAUAUGCUGCGCUGUCCAGAAGAGGACGCUCCGGAGAGACAAAUGUGCCGGUCUACUCCCAGCAGAGCCCAGGACUUGAGCAUUGAUGGUGCUGAAGAAUGACCGACAUCAGAAGAGACUGUAGAGGCAUUUGUAGACUGUGCUCCCUAACAAGUGUCUACCAUUAGACAUUCUGAAUACUAUCCUUAUUUCAAGCUGACUUGUUUGGAAGAUGUUAUGUGAAGACCAUGGCUCCUUAUGCUAUGAGUGGAAGUCAUAAUAUUCUAGUGAAAUAAACAUGAGAAUGCAUUGGAACAUAUCCCUGUAUUUUUAUUGUGAAGGGUUUAUUAGAUAAGGUUCUUUUAUUUAAAAAUCCAACAAUGAUAAAUGACGUUCCCUUCAAUCAUUUUCAGUCUCCUUUUUUUUCUAUCCUUAAAGAAAAGGAAUUCAGGUCUUCCUACUUAAAACUUUUGGGAGAGGAAAAACAAUGACUCAUAACCCAUCCCCUGCAUUAAAGGGGUAUUCCGGGCAAAAACAUUUUAUCCCCUAUACAAAGGAUAGAGGAUAAGAUGUCUGAUCGCGGGGGGCCCUCUGCUGAGACCCCCCGCGAUCUCCACUUCCGGACGAUGGGGAACGGAGCUCCGGAAGCAGGGCAGCAGAGUACCCCUUUAUGGACGCAGUCUAUUUUUUUUGCAACUCUGACCACUGUCACUUUUUAAGCAUUAAUAACUCUGGGAUGCUUUAACUUAUGAAUUUGAUUCUGAGUGUUUCUUCCUGACAUUCUACUUUAUGUUAGUGGUAAAUUUUUGUCAAUACUUUUCUGCUACAUUUC